Messenger RNA from Triplophysa rosa, 5405 nucleotides. RefSeq names its product catenin alpha-2. The record is from RefSeq and is a predicted model, not a curated record. Gene Ontology annotation, molecular function: actin filament binding; beta-catenin binding. The transcript is spliced from 7 exons. Gene Ontology annotation, biological process: cell-cell adhesion; cell migration. Gene Ontology annotation, cellular component: catenin complex; adherens junction. NCBI's taxonomy places the organism in Eukaryota, Metazoa, Chordata, Actinopteri, Cypriniformes, Nemacheilidae. The coding region runs from base 268 to 4587 and encodes 1439 amino acids.
UGCAUUAUUUAUGAGGUGCUACAGUGCAACAGGCAGUUUCAUGAACCUGCAGCACCACCAGGUAAUGAUCUCAUCUCAAUAUAUCGUCUAGCAAAUAAACUAACCUGCUUAUGUCAACAAUUAUAACUUUGUUUAGUAAAUAGCAGUGUAUAAAAUUGACGUUAAAAGAUGAGAUUACAGAAGUACAUGAAUUAGGCAGGCAGGACAUGUUCAUGACAUGUAUUGUGAGUCAUUUCUUGUGAAAUUGUCAUUUCUUGUGCAAGAGCAAUGACAUCUCUUCUAGAAGACGGCUUGAUAAAAACAGGCUCAAUCGAGCAGGUGGUGGCUCCUCUGUCCACUCACCUGUGUCAGCUCAUCCUGCUGUGUGGAAGUGAUACAGAACUGGACCAGUUCACUCAACUGGAAGCGGCCGCUACAGCUGUGAGCAAAGCUUCUAAAAACAUGGCGGCUAUGGCAACAAGGCUAAUGGAAAAUACAGAAGAUAGCAUACUAAAAAUUGAGAUGGAUCACCUUGUGGAAUCUCUGACUGUGUCGGGUCAGCAUGUGCUCCUGGCCACCCAAAAGCUCAGCAUACAACCAGAGGUCAUGGAACACAGAGAAGAACUCAUUGAAGCAACUCAGAAUGUGAUGUUGAGUGUGGUAAAGAUUCUUCUGGUAGAGGAUGAUGAGACUGUAAGGAAGAUCACGGCGGCUGCUGAAUGGCUCUUGCAUUGUCUCUCUCAAGUAGGAGCUGCAGAAGACAUUUCAUCCUUAUUGAAAGCGUUUCAAGUCUACUCCAAGGCAAUGCUGCUCCUUCACACCUCCGUGUUGGAACGAAUACAGGAACUGCGUGAUAACACACAGCAGAAGCGUUUAAAAGCAUCUCUAGACACCCUGGGAAAAUGUGUCUCCAUGCUGCACACCGCCAUGUACACAACCAUCAAACAUCCGAACAGUGAGGAGGCUCAGAGUGCAAAGCAUUACAUCUUAAACCAAGUGGAAUUGACUGUGAAUGACAUCGUAAGCACACUUAAGAGUAAGUGUGAACCGGGUGUUACGGGUUCGCGUGGAUACUACACCGAAAUACAGAACACUUUACAGAGGAUGCUGUCUGCCCCCACGUCUGUUAAAGAUGCUGGAUUUGAUGUUAUGCUUCGUGACCUGGUGCUCCACAGUAUGAUGGUAGCAAACGCUUCCAGGAGGGAAAUCCAGUUGGAAGUGGCUGCGAACUGCAAGCUGGUCCUACAACACUGGUCAGGGAUUUCCCAACAAACCAAACAUUCUGAUGAUCAAGAACUAUCGCAGCAGAUCCAUAAAGUCAACAAUGCUGUUGCGAAAGCCACCAUGUUCCAGAUAAUGGACAUAUUUGUCUCAAGUGUAGCUCCUUUGGAGCAGCUGGUGCACGCUGUUAGCCGUAUCUCCCAGGAAGAGCUUGAUGAUGAAGAGUUGGAUGUGAAAACACUUCAGAAGCAAUGUGAAGCCUUUGAAGCUCACGCUGAUAAGAUAGCAGAGGUGGCUGGCUUCAUCUCAUCUUUAGCAUGUGAUGAGACAAGUCUUGAGGGUGUAGAUAACUCCAGAGCAUUCAUUCUGCAACUAAAAGACGCAAUUGUAGCGCUCGUUUCGGAUCUUGGAGAAGAUGCCGUGCACUGUGCAGUAGUUCUGCAAAAGCUAAAAGAGAUAACUCCGAGAUGGACAGAAGAGAUGGAGCAACUCCUGCAUGUUUGUAGCGGCAUCAUGAACAUUAAGGACUUUGUCUGUCUCGCUCUUAAGGAGAUCGGACAAGACUGGGGGGCUUGUGUUGAUGCACAUAAAGAUCAGAAUGUGCAGAUCUUCACCAAACAGGCAGGUUUGCUUAUCGGGCACAUGAGCCAAGUGAUACAGUUUGUGAGAAGACACGUUGAUAAGAGUGACAAUCCAAUCUACCGUAAUGGGCUUCUGGUUUUGAUAAAGCAAGCUGAGGCCUGGGCGGCCGAGGUGACAAACUGUCUCACUGAAAUCUACUCUAAUACAAGCCUUAGCAGUGAGCAAUUCUCAUUGCUUUCCGACAGCGUCACAAUAGCUUUAAGACACUUUGACGUUCUACGUGAAGGUCUUGAUGGCUUGCAGCAUCCACAUUUGCUCAGUCCACUGCGGGAGGGAGCUCGCCAGUUUGUCAGUACCGCACCGUGUGCUGUCCCAAUUUCAGAAGCUCGAAGUGAUGAUGAUAAAACUGAAUCCGAGAUGUCAGUGCACAGCUCCACUAUUGAAGAUAUUCAGCUUAAAGAUGAUUUGGAGACUGUUCAACCAAUCAUGGAGCAGAAUGUGCCAAACACAGAAGAAGAGUGGACUGUACCUGUCGUUGAAUCUAAUCCUGUUGUACAGCUUUAUAAUGUUGAUUUAUUGCCUCUGUUGUGUGAAGUUGUCAACAUGACCAAAGGAAAAGAUGUAGAAGCCCUCAACAUGGCUUGCACUGGAGUUCUUGGGCUUUCAAACAGCUACGCCCAAGCUGCCAGAGAGGCCACCAGCGUCACAAACACAGUUGACAAUCUGGAAAUGGAAAGUCUGCGAUCUGAACUAGUGUCCCUGACACCCUUGCUCGUCCAGACAGCACAGGAAACAGCCAUGAGUUCAGCUAUGAGUACAGAUAGUAUUUAUAAACACAGCACACAAUUCUCAGACCUCAUCAAAAGUGCCCGGAAGAUAUUGAUGCCGGUGGCAGGGAUGUGGUACCAUGCCGUUUACUCCAUGUUCCAAAACUACGUACCAAGCAUGUUGGAAUCUAUCACACAGGAACUCACAGAGGUCAUGUGUUUAUGUGCGGAUGCUGUGCAACUUGUGACAUCGGUGGACAUCAAGGUGUUGGGUGAGUCUCAUGAGAGUAUUAUGACCUUGCAAAGCAAACUCCAAAAAGCUCAAACCAACGCAAAGAAUCUUACAGAUCUUGUUGGUUCAAGGUCAACUCUAACUGAUGAGCUCGAUGGCCUCUGCAUGCUUUGGGCUUUGUCCAUUCAAGUGCUGCUGAAUUCACUGGAUAGAAUUUUAGGAACGUCUGAUGGCAAGCAAAUAAAUCGUCAAAUGACACCCAAGAAAUGGUUGGCAGCGAUGUCCGAGAACUCACUUCGUAUCCAAGAAGCUGCAAGACUGUCUUCUUUGAACUGUCAAGACAGCUAUAAGGUUAAACAUUUAGAAGAACUACAAGAAGAGGUGAAGAUGCUUACGGACUCAUACCUACAGGUUGCAGAUGAUGUUGGUACUGUGUCUCUCUCAAGUGUCUUGACAUUGGCCAAGUCAGAGCUUCUACAGAGACAUUUUAAGAUUAAAAUGAAAGCACUCGCUUGUCUCCUGAGUAAGAGUAACCAGGAUUAUGUGACAGCAAUUCAAAACAUUAUUUCUUUGGCAUGCUCAGUGAAAAGUAAAGAUGGCAGCAUGGAAACUGAAGAUGCUUUGGCACAAUUUGAAAGCGAAGCAGAUUUGUUAAUGAAGAGUGUUAAAAAUGCAACAGAGUCCAUUGAAGACUGUUUCAAUUUUAUCAGAGACCCAAAGGAGAGAUCAAAUCUACGUUUUUUCAAUGACCACUUGUCCUUUCAGAUGUCAGACAUAUUGUGUAGAGCCAGAAUGAUCGCAGAGACACAAACUCUGGGCGAGACUCUAACUCUUGACAUACAGACACAGUGCUGGUCAGCAAAGGCUCACUAUCUUAUAGAGGAAAUUUGUAAGUUGGAUGGAAUUCUUGAUGUUACCAAAGAAAAAAUCAAGUGUGGGUUGCAGGGCAGAGAGUCCGGUGGAUGUCUGAAGCCUCAAAUAUCAAUAGCAUUCACGCAAAAAAGGGAAACCCUGCAUCCUAUACGCAAAGAACCAAAUCCCACGGCCAAAAAGAAUCAAGAUUCUACCGCAAGCAAACCAAACAUCCAAGAUGUGUCCAGACAGGACCCAAAUAAGGAAGUGACAUCACAGAGGAUCACAAGAGUGCCCACAUUCACCUCGGUGGACAUGACUCUCUCAUACACGUCCCUCUUUCUCAAACGAGAGACAGAGAAGUGGGAUGACAAGGGUAACCAGGUCGUCAAGGUGACGAAGGAAAUGGCUGAUAAACUCUUUCACAUGGCCCAAUAUUUAAAGCGUAAAGGACCCAUUCAGAGUAAAGAUGCUUUCGUGACGUCUGCAAAAGAUCUCGUUUCGAGCGGCCAGUCCAUCACCCGGUUUGUGCGUGUCAUAGCAGACCAUUGUUUGGACAAACAUUGCACAGAAGAGCUCUGUGUCAUAGCAGAGCAGAUUGUUACCAUUUCCAACCAACUCGCCAUCAUCUCUAGUGUUAAUGCAGUGACCCCUGGAUGUAAGUCAUCGGAUGAGAUCCUGGUGAAGAAUGCACAGAAUCUACUACAGACGGUCAUCCAAGGCGUCCGAGCUGCGGAAACUGCUUGUAUCAGGGGCUUGAAACAACCGGAACCAAACUCUGAAGCGUCAAAGGCAGCAGCUUUUUGUUUCCAGUGGAAAAAGAGUCUUCUUAUCCAUCGAGCUCAGGAGCAGCUCAACCCUGAAACUGAUGACUUGGGUCUACGAAGAACCCCCCAGAAUUCCACUGUGCCCAGCCUUGCUCCACCCAUCAAUGUCUUAGACAAUUUCAAAUAAGAUAUGCUAUGUUAACAUGCUAUGUUAAUUGACUGUUUUUUUAUUUAUUCUAGACUUAUCACCGUGUAAUUAUAAGGUUCUAUCUGACAUUCUUGUCAACAUUUAGUUAUGCACAUAUUCUUUUUCUGUGACAACUUAUUUACAUUAGAUUCAUCCUCUACAAUAUUAGGAAAAUUAGAUCUGUCCUAUCCGAGCAUGCUACGCAAGUCCUAGUCCAGGCUCUUGUUCUGUCCGGACUGGACUACUGCAAGGCGCUACUGGCUGGACUUCCAGCUUGCACAAUCAAACCUCUACAGAUGAUCCAGAAUGCAGCGGCAACAGUGGUCUUCAAUGAACCUAAGAGAGCGCACGCGUCACUCCUCUCUUCACUAAGUUACAUUGGCUCCCUAUAGUCGCCCGAAUCAAAUUCAAGACUCUGCUCCUGGCCUACGAGACCACCGCUGAUUUGGCACCCCCUUACCUUCACUCGCUAAUGCAGACUUAUAUACCCGCCAGAUCCCUACGCUCUGCAAACGAACGACGUCUUGUGGUGCCAUCCCAAAAAGGUAAAAAAUCUCUCUCACGUACCUUCUCAGGAUCAGUUCCACAUUUAUGGAUUGAUCUGCCCGCUGCUACAAGAUCAGCAGAUUCUGUAGCCAUCUUUAAGAACCGCCUGAAAACACAUCUCUUCCGUCAACACCUCUACUCUAUCAACAACAACAAAAACCUUAGCUCUGUAUACUGUGGGAGGCUAUAUGAGACCAGUUUUCUUUUAUUGCACUUAUGCUUUUUGUUGUCCUUAUGUUGUUCCAAUUGCUUCCAUUGUUUCCCUCAUCUGU